This is a messenger RNA of Teleopsis dalmanni, 836 nucleotides long. RefSeq lists its product as uncharacterized. NCBI's taxonomy places the organism in Eukaryota, Metazoa, Arthropoda, Insecta, Diptera, Diopsidae. The coding region runs from base 59 to 820 and encodes 253 amino acids. The record is from RefSeq and is a predicted model, not a curated record. The transcript has a single exon.
UGUUUCCGUUUAGUUUGCUCUCUUUCCUGAUAUCGUUACUAUAUACAAAAUUACAAAAAUGUAUCCAAGUGGUGUCAAGAAAAUAUUUAGGACUUUUGGCCGUUAUAUAGAAACGAUACAACCAACGUUCCCCUUGCUACUUCGCACCCCGUUUGUCAUCUUUGACAAAGUGUGUGAAUUAUGCUUCCGUCCUACUAAUCAACUUACCGCUGCUGAAGAUACAAGCACUGGUAUAAAUUUGUCUACUAGUGACGAUGAUACUGCGGGCAAUAACGUGACCGAUGACGACACUCCUGGGCCAAGUUCAAGGCAUGUGGUUCAAAGUCACAUCAUACCCGAAGGAUCAAUGUGUUCCACAGCAUCAUCAGGAUCCUCGGUUUCCACAACCCAAUUCCAACGAAAGAUGAAGAUAGCUCACCGUGCAUUGUAUCUAUGGCGGGCAAUGCGGAAUGAUAGGGUGUUUGCAAAUUCGGUGUGGCGACAAAUGGACAAACUGGAAAAAUUGCCAUAUAUAUGGGCCUCAAUGGCAAAUCAGAAGUUGAGCGUCAAGCCUUUUGAUAAUUUUAAGUAUAGCAUCGCCGGUGGUAAAAAAUUGACAAAGCGCAGAAUCAAUAAAUUGAAACACGUAUUCUACAAAAAGUUAGGAGAUGAACAGCGUAUGCCUUUUGUCAUGGAAGCGGUAAUUGCUAAGCUAAUGUUAGGAGAAAUAAACUUAAACAAUAGAAGUGAGGUGAUUUCAAUAUUUAAUAAGCUUCUUAAUUUUGGUAAAGGUUCUGGACGUAUGCAUAAAGGAGGAAUGAAAGGACAGCAGGGCAUGUGAGACAAAAAUAAGAAGA